CACACACAAACAAACACACUCUCUCAUAGCUCCAGUCCCAAAUAAAUAAAGAGGCACAGAAGGAUGUGGGGGAAAGAGAGAGGUUGCUGCUUUAGGAAGAACAAUGUUGAUGCUACCCAACCUUCUUAAUCUCCUACCUGCUUUUGAAAACGUGUGAGGAUUAAAGGCGCGUGGCGGUGUUCACACUGGGAUUUCUACAUCACAAAAAGAUGCUCAGUUCUCCCUCUCCUGCCCAAGCCACAGAAAAGAGGACUACUGUUGAGCACUUGUAUCCUCCUGUUUCAGUUCUACCUGCCUAACAGUCAGCCCUGCACAGCCACCGGAGGCAAUGACAGCCCUGCUGCUCUAGAGCCCCAUGGAGCACAGUCCGCUGCUGGAUUCCAUGCUUUUGUAGAUAUACAUUAGAAGGAAUUCCUUCUUAGAAGCCAAACCGAGAGAAAAGAAACACUGGCUGCUCAUCAGCUCUAUGGUUUUCUGACUUGUCCAAGACUGUGAUUUUUGGCAUCUGACUAAGAGAUGACCCAAGAACAGUGCACUCAUAGGAACAAUGUCCAGAGCUCAGAGAAACCACACGUGUACAAAGUGGGAAUUUACGGCUGGCGGAAACGUUGCCUUUACUUCUUUGUGCUCCUGUUAAUGAUCCUGAUCCUGGUCAACCUCGCUUUAACCAUCUGGAUAGUAAAGGUCAUGAAUUUCACCAUAGAUGGUAUGGGAAAUUUAAGAAUAACAGAGAAGGGUCUAAAAUUGGAGGGGGACUCUGAGUUUCUCCAACCUCUGUAUGCCAAAGAAAUUCAGUCCAGACCAGGCAGCCCACUGUUCCUGCAAUCCUCCAAAAAUGUGUCCGUCAAUAUCCUAAAUGGAAAGAAUCAGCUGGUCACACAACUUAUUGCAGGAUCCAGUGGAGUUCGUGCACAAGGGAAGAUGUUGGAGGUGAAAUCCAGCACCGGGAAGCUACUGUUCUCUGCUGAUGACCAGGAGGUGGUGGUGGGAGCAGAGAGGCUACGGGUGACGGGUGCCGAGGGAGCCGUAUUCACCAACUCUGUGGAGACGCCACACGUCAGGGCCGAGCCCUUCAAAGAGCUACGCCUGGAGUCUCCCACUCGGUCUCUGUACAUGGAGGCCCCUAAAGGAAUCCAGAUCCUAGCAGAGGCAGGGGACAUCCAGGCCACAUGUAGAAGUGACCUACGCCUAGAGUCCAAAGACGGAGAGAUAACUCUGGACGCGCGGAGGAUCAGGCUGCUGCGUCUGCCUGAGGGCAAGGCCUCUCCCUCGGGGACCACUACCAGACAGACUGUCUAUGAGGUGUGUGUCUGUCCCAACGGGAAACUCUUCCUAUCACAGGCCGGGACAGGCUCCACCUGCCAGAUCAGCAACAAUGUCUGCCUCUAGAACACACACAUGUACACACUAACACUGAAACACACACACACACUAACACUGAAACACACACACACACGCACACAUGCACACAUACAUACAUGCACACAUACAUACAUACAUACAUACAUACAUACAUACAUACAUACAUACAUACAUACAUACAUACAUACAUACAUACAUACAUACAUACAUACAUACAUACAUACAUACAUACAUACACACAUACAUACAUACAUACAUACAUACAUACAUACAUACAUACAUACAUACAUACAUAUCAAAACACACACACACACACCCACACACACACAUGCAGAACAUAUCAAAACACGCACUCACUGAAACAUACAUACAUACAUACAUACAUACAUACAUACAUACAUACAUACAUACAUACAUACAUACAUACAUACAUACAUACAUACAUACAUACAUACAUACAUACAUACAUACAUACAUACAUACAUACAUACAGUGGGGAGAACAAGUAUUUGAUACACUGCCGAUUUUGCAGGUUUUCCUACUUACAAAGCAUGUAGAGGUCUGUAAUUUUUAUCAUAGGUACACCUCAACUGUGAGAGACGGAAUCUAAAACAAAAAUCCAGAAAAAUCACAUUGUAUGAUUUUCAAGUAAUUAAUUUGCAUUUUAUUGCAUGACAUAAGUAUUUGAUACAUCAGAAAAGCAGAACUUAAUAUUUGGUACAGAAACCUUUGCUUGCAAUUACAGAGAUCAUACGUUUCCUGUUGUUCUUGACCAGGUUUGCACACACUGCAGCAGGGAUUUUGGCCCACUCCUCCAUACAGACCUUCUCCAGAUCCUUCAGGCUGGACAAGACGGACUUUCAGCUCCCUCCAAAGAUGUUCUAUUGGGUUCAGGUCUCGAGACUGGCUAGGCCACUCCAGGACCUUGAGAUGCUUCUUACGGAGCCACUCCUUAGUUGCCCUGGCUGUGUGUUUCGGGUCGUUGUCAUGCUGGAAGACCCAGCCACGACCUAUCUUCAAUGCUCUUACUGAGGGAAGGAGGUUUUUGGCCAAGAUCUCACAAUACAUGGCCCCAUCCAUCCUCCCCUCAAUACGGUGCAGUCGUCCUGUCCCCAUUGCAGAAAAGCAUCCCCAAAGAAUGAUGUUUCCACCUCCAUGCUUCACAGUUGGGAUGGUGUUCUUGGGGUUGUACUCAUCCGUCUUCUUCCUCCUAACACAGCGAAUGGAGUUAGACCAAAAAGCUCUAUUUUUGUCUCAUCAGACCACAUGACCUUCUCCCAUUCCUCCUCUGGAUCAUCCAGAUGGUCAUUGGCAAACUUCAGAUGGCCUGGUCAUGCGCUGGCUUGAGCAGGGGGACCUUGUGUGCGCUGCGGGAUUUUAAUCCAUGACGGCGUACUGUGUUACUAAUGUUUUUUUCAUUGAGACUGUAGUCCCAGCUCUCUUCAGGUCAUUGACCAGGUCCUGCCGUGUAGUUCUGGCCUGAUCCCUCACCUUCCUCAUGAUCAUUGAUGCCCCACGAGGUGAGAUCUUGCAUGGAGCCCCAGGGUGAUUGACCGUCAUCUUGAACAUCUUCCAUUUUCUAAUAACUGUGCCAACAAUUGUUGCCUUCUCACCAAGCUGCUUGCCUAUUGUCCUGUAGCCCAUCCCAGCCUUGUGCAGGUCUACAAUUUUAUCCCUGAUGUCCUUACACAGCUCUCUGGUCUUGGCCAUUGUGGAAAGGUUGGAGACGUUGGAGUCUGUUUGAUUGAGUGUGUGGACAGGUAACGAGUUCAAAGACAUGCAGUUAAUACAGGUAAUGAGUGGAGAACAGGAGGGCUUCUUAAAGAAAAACUAACAGGUCUGUGAGAGCCGGAAUUCUUACUGGUUGGUAGGUGAUCAAAUACUUAUGUCAUGCAAUAAAAUGCAAAUGAAUUACUUAAAACUCAUACAAUGUGAUUUUCUGGAUUUUUGUUUUAGAUUCCGUCUCUCGCAGUUGAAGUGUACCUAUGAUACAAAUUACAGACCUCUACAUGCUUUGUAAGUAGGAAAACCUGCAAAAUCGGCAGUGUAUCAAAUACUUGUUCUCCCCACUGUACGUACAUACAUACAUAUCGAAACACACGCACACUGAAACAAACAUCCACAUGUAUACUGAAGCACACACAUGCAGUGAAACACAUAGACAAAUGCACACAACGCAACACAUAGAAAAAUGUCUCUACACAUACACAGAAACACACGCAAUCAUGCAUAUACAUUGACACUUAGGGGUCUGUUCCUUCUAACAGCCUUUGACAGGAACUAAGAGGGAUCCUCCUGAGAUUUACAAAGAGACACUCGGAGUGACAAUGUUCUGUUCAAUGUCCUGAAGACAAUUUCAGUACCAGAAUCACUAGGGUGAUCACCCACAUUAGAAACCCUGCAAUAUCCUGCCAUUUCCCCAUCUCUCUGCAUUAUGCCACCUACCACACAUGUAGUGAUAGAAGGCUCAUUACUAUUUUGUUCAAUGAUAAAAAUUUGAGCAGUUCUAAAGAUAUUGUAACUUUUGAAAUAUGAAGAGUGUAACAAUAGUGUUUUCUUUUGUGAAUAAUUUUGACUGUCAACGUGUCAGGCUUGGUUUCAUUGUCAUAUCAUGUCAAUUCAUGUCAACGUUGAUUUUUUUAAAUCAUGAAGAAAGCAAAAGCAGCACAGAUUUGAAACCUACACCACUAACAGAACAUUAGUAGUAGUAGUAAUAGUAAACAUUGCAUGGUGAUGGUCUUCACAGGUGGUCACCCUACCAAUUCCUUGUACUGGGAGUGACCCACUCUGUUCAAAGAGGGGAAACUGUGCCUGUGCCUUAUAUCAAUGCACUUGUGGCAAGGAGAAGCACAUCACACAGACUUUCUUUUGUCAACAUGAGUUUUUCCUUUUGGUUCAAUCCUUUUUGUGUGUAGAGGAUGGGAAUGCAAAGAUAUCUCUGACUCACCCAACUGCAUGCAGCCACACCCUCUCUCUCCUUCUCCCUUCGUCUUUUUUCAGCGGUGUAAUGCCUUUGACGAGAAGAUCAGGGCUGACAUGUUGGUAAACACAUGGUUUUUGUUUUUGAAAUAUAAGCAAGAGCGUCAACUUUUUAUACCGUUUAUCUGUAAAUACACAUAAUCACAUCUGAGUGUGUCAAGGGCACAACCUCAUGAAAUGAAAAAUCUGCUCUUUUUCUAAAUUAAAGCUUUUAUAAUAUCAUGUGUUUUUCAAACAACAACAAAAAGAUUGAAUAAGUAAAUAUCUUGAUAUUCUACAGGUUAGCAUGUUUAGUAUACCAUGUUUGCCAGUUGGGAAAGGUUAUAUUGUUUUUUCUUUAUUUUGUGUAAACUUCUCACACACUGAGAUCAACAAUACAAUGAAAUGCUUGCCCAUUUUGUUUGGCAGUUGGGGGUGAGGUCUUUGCAUUCCUUGCGUGUGUCGUGUGGAAUUUGUUCUACUAAGAGUUUUUUUUUAAUGUCUUCUAUCGACUGUGUAUUUGGCUUUACUUGUUUAAUGAUGCUCAGAGUUACAGACACACAAACCAAAAAGCAAAGUGGCCCCUACUAUGACAUAUUCAUCUUGUACGGUACUCAUUGAGUACUUGUCUUGUCCUUAGCUCCCAUACACUGCAAUGCUUCUGAGGUGAUCUGAAGUGAACAGUGUCUGUGUUCAAGUUCAUUAGAGAGCAAAAGGAUUUCCUAAAGUCCACUUUGCCUGGCAUCAACAUCUGCUUUUUUUACUCCAUUUGAAUGGGGCCGUUUGCCUCAUCUUGCACCACCUGUUAUUAGCUCAUCAUCCAUGCUGAAGAAAGCAAUACAGUCUUCAGGAGGGUUUUUACCGCAGGGUUUUUACAGCUCUGUCAAUGUUGUGGAGCAUUGUGCUACUGUAUAUUCAAGAGAUGUUAUGUUUUAUAUCGCCUCUGUAAAAUUAUAUAAAUAUAAUUUUUUUCUCCACAUAAAAGCAUUUUAUUUAUUUAGAUUUCCGAUGUGCACACUGUAAAAUGCCACUGAGUAUUGUUGAAAGUAUAUAAUAAACUAAAUUGCAAGAUGACUGAACCAUUUCCCCAGG
Messenger RNA from Oncorhynchus keta (chum salmon), 5412 nucleotides. Its product is annotated as delta-sarcoglycan. The coding region runs from base 517 to 1389 and encodes 290 amino acids. Lineage: Eukaryota; Metazoa; Chordata; Actinopteri; Salmoniformes; Salmonidae. The record is from RefSeq and is a predicted model, not a curated record. Gene Ontology annotation, cellular component: sarcoglycan complex; sarcolemma. The transcript has 8 exons. Gene Ontology annotation, biological process: heart contraction; cardiac muscle tissue development.